Diaporthe citri is the source of this 1416-nucleotide messenger RNA. RefSeq lists its product as uncharacterized. The record is from RefSeq and is a predicted model, not a curated record. Bases 1 to 1416 code for a protein of 471 amino acids. The transcript is spliced from 6 exons. Lineage: Eukaryota; Fungi; Ascomycota; Sordariomycetes; Diaporthales; Diaporthaceae.
AUGCAUCUACUCCUCCAGGCCGUGAGGUUUUCCGCCUCCCUGGCGAUCUGUGCCGCGCUGCUCCCCUCGGUUCUUGCCGAGCCGCUCGCCGCCAGCUCCGGCUUGACUCGAAGCCGCUCCCAACUCACUACCCAACUGCCCCAGUGUUCGGUACGGAUCGAUCUCUUCCUUCUGGUGGUAUCAUGCUUCGAAUCCGCCGUCAACAACUCGACCUGCUCUGCCUCGGACCUGUCAUGUAUCUGCCAGAACCAGAGCCAGUUGCUCAAGAAGUCGGCGUCCUGUGCCCUCUCCAACUGCACGAUAGCAGAGGAACUGAAGACGGAAAAGGUCAUCAAGACGGCUUGUGGAGAACCAACUCGCAAUGAUGGCAACAAGGACCGGGCCAUAUUUUGGAGCCUCUUCGCCGUCACCAUGGUCUCCUUUGGCUGUCGCAUGCUCGCCCGCACGGAUCGCUUCGGCGGGACUAUGUGGUGGGAUGAUUAUUUCAUCGUGGCUUCUUCCGCUGUGGCCUUUGCAGUGACGAUCGGGGCCGAGAUAAUGGUCAUCUUCGGGCUCGGCCAAGAGAUCUGGAUGCUCAGCCCAACGCAAAUCACGGUCGUCCUGGUGCUCUUCUACAUCGCCGAGUUCGCAUACGUUAUCGAGUCCUCGCUCACCAAGAUCUCGAUCGUCUGCCUCUAUCUCAGGAUCUUCCCCAAGAAGGGCUUCCGGCACAUGUGUUUCGCCUUGCUGGCCCUCAUCUCGUGCUUCUGUCUCGUUUUCGUUGUGUCGCUGUUGUGUUACUGCCAGCCGUUCAGCUACGUGUGGACGCGGUGGGACGGGCGCAUGCACGGCAAAUGCAUCGACAUGACGGCCCAGACCUGGGUCUGCGCCGCUAUGAACAUUGUUCUCGACGUCUUCAUCUUCCUCCUGCCAAUUCCGCAGCUAUUGAAACUUGAAACGAACUGGAAAACGAAGAUCGGCGUCAUCCUUGUCUUCCUCCUCGGCCUUUUUGUCACCAUCUGCUCCAUCGCCCGCCUGAGGUUCCUCUCCUCGUGGGCCUCGUCCCCGAACCCGACCUACGACUACUCCGAUCUCGCCUUGUGGUCUCUCAUCGAGCUGUACGCUGGGGUGAUCUGCGCCUGUCUGCCCGGAAUGACCAGCCUGUUCCGCCGGAUCAAGCACCAGCACACGGAGAAGAAGAAGUCGUCCGCGGCCAACAGCAUGGGGGGCUCACGGAUGUUUACGGGGGCCAGCAGCGGCCUGCGGUCGUUCGCCAAGAACGAAGUAGGAAUUGUCAAGACCACCAACAUAUCUGUCUCGUAUGGGCAGAGGUCGGCGGAUUCGCUCAGUGACGAGGUUGAGCUCAUGGAUCGCGAGAUGGGGACGAGCACAAAUCCACGAUCGAAUCCGCCACCGCAAUACACGCCAAGCUACUAG